Metschnikowia bicuspidata var. bicuspidata NRRL YB-4993 is the source of this 189-nucleotide messenger RNA. RefSeq lists its product as uncharacterized. The transcript has a single exon. NCBI's taxonomy places the organism in Eukaryota, Fungi, Ascomycota, Pichiomycetes, Serinales, Metschnikowiaceae. The record is from RefSeq and is a predicted model, not a curated record. The annotation marks the transcript as partial.
GGCCUGUGGGGAGGAGGCAUAGCUGCCCAGUUUCGGAAAAAGUACCCAUAUGCCAACAAGCUUUAUGAGGACCACUGCAAAAUACACCUGAACCUCCUUGGAACAUGCAUGUUACUCCCCGCUUCCAAGCCCCAAGAUUUAGAAGAGGCAAAUAUUGUAAUUUUGCGUCUCUUCACUAGUGACUUCUAA